AUGCUUCUGGAAAUGAAGAUCGUCGGUGUCACAUCAGUAGGGUCUUUGUUGGCUGUGAUUGCUAGUGUUACGGUUUUACCUUCUUUGUACAGCGAAAUUAACGAACUGCAUGGGCAGGUUCUCGAAGCAGUCGCAGCAUUUCGAACAGAAACGAACUUGGCAUGGAGUGAAAUGAUGGAUGUGCGAUUAAUUGUCUCUUCUUCAUCCGAUCCGCAUAAAAAUCCGUUUAAUUCGUUUUUUCGUCAAAGCAGGCAAGCAGGCUUACCACCUUGGUGUAAAUGCGAACCUGAUCUCAUUGUUUGCCCUCCCGGUCUUCCCGGUCCACCAGGGCCGCCCGGGCAGCCAGGUAAAUCUUUUCAAACCUACUUUAUUGCAAAAAGAAAUGUACCCGUUUAG
Molecule: messenger RNA, 396 nt
Organism: Cylicocyclus nassatus
Lineage: Eukaryota; Metazoa; Nematoda; Chromadorea; Rhabditida; Strongylidae
Source: the annotation of a GenBank genome assembly